AGAGAUGCUCUAAGUAAAGCAUUGUAUUCGAGAUUGUUCAGUUGGCUCGUUAAGAAGGCUAAUGGGAUUAUAAGCAAAGCUGAUAAAGACAUGUCAUUGGCUAUUCUGGACAUAUUUGGUUUUGAGGUACGUAUGGGAGUAACAGGGAACACACUUGUGUCUCUUGAUGAAAAUGCUAUCAAAAUUUCAUUGAUGAUGAAAAUGGUAAUCUAGCCUUUCAUUAUGUCUUGUUUCAGGAUUUUCAACGCAACAGCUUUGAGCAACUCUGCAUCAACUACGCCAAUGAAAGUCUUCAAUAUUUCUUCAAUCAAUCCAUCUUCAGUUUGGAACAGGUAAAUCAUGUUGUCAAGGGCGUUGCUAACGGGAAGACUGAUCAUUAGUUUGGGAUACCUGCAUGGCUGGUGUCCUUAAAUAUACAAGCAGUCUAAUCAUCUAAGUUUCUUCCUGUAGUAACACUGGAUCAAUAAGAGAUGAUCCUUACUGGACCUCUAGGAAGAACAGUUUAGAACUGAUAGAGCUAUCCAUUAUAAAUAAAGUUAGUUUAGUUUAGGUUUCCUCCUGUAGUAACACUGGAUCAAUAAGAGAUGAUCCUUACUGGACCUUUAGGAAGAACAGUUUAGAACUGAUAGAGCUAUCCAUUAUAAAUAAAGUUAGUUUAGUUUAGGUUUCCUCCUGUAGUAACACUGGAUCAAUAAGAGAUGAUCCUUACUGGACCUCUAGGAAGAACAGUUUAGAACUGAUAGAGCUAUCCAUUAUAAAUAAAGUUAGUUUAGUUUAGGUUUCCUCCUGUAGUAACACUGGAUCAAUAUAAGAGAUGAUCCUUACUGGAUUUCUAGAAAGAACAAUUUAGAACUGAUAGAGCUAUCCAGUAUAAAUAAAUAAAAUUAGUUUAGUUUAGGCUUCCUCCUGUAGUAACACUGGAUCAAUAUAAGAGAUGAUCCUUACUGGACUUCUAGAAAGAACAAUUUAGAACUGAUAGAGCUAUCCAGUAUAAAUAAAUAAAUAAAUAAAUAAAUAAAUAAAUAAAUAAAUAAAUAAAAUUAGUUUAGUUUAGGCUUCCUCCUGUAGUAACACUGGAUCAAUAUAAGAGAUGAUCCUUACUGGACUUCUAGGAAGAACAGUUUAGAACUGAUAGAGCUAUCCAGUAUAAAUAAAGUUAGUUAAGUCAAUUGAGCGAAGCAUUAAUCUACUCAAAAUAAUUACAUUUAUUCAAGUAUUAUUUAUUUUCACAAUUUUAGGAAGAAUAUCAAAAAGAAGGGUUGCAGUGGAAAUGGAUUCGUUAUUCUGACAACACGAUGUGUCUCGAACUGAUUGGUGGAACGAACUUUGGAAUUUUGCAUCUGCUGUCGGAUGAGACUACUUUUCCUAAGGUUAGUGUAAUAUUGGUAUAAAAAUACCUGGAUGGGAAGCAUGGAUGGAAGUAGCGAUUGGGUGGAAGUGGUUGGGUCUCUCCUGUUUAAAUGUGUUAUGUCAAACAAAAUUUCUCACAAUACUACCAUUAAUGUUCCCGUAGUCAACUGAUCAAACCUUCUUGGAGAAAUGCUAUCAACGCUACAAGAGUCACAAAUGCUUUGAAAAACCGAAAACACAUAAAAUGCAGUUUGGAAUCAGCCACUACGCUGGAACCGUGUGGUAUAGUGUAAGUUGGAAAAUAUUUUUAUUUAUUUGUUUAUUUACUUUGGAACCAUAUGAGAAUACAAAAGUGUCUAAUGUAUUGAUUGAGGGUGUGGUCAACGGGACAUGGUUCCCAAAUGAAGACCGAUCUGACAAAAGUUCCAUAGUUCGCAGACGAGAUGGGUUGGAGACUCGUUAGAAUUACAACAUACAGUAACUUAAUAAGUUCUUUGUAUGUUUGCAUGGCAAUAAAACAUAUAAUAGUUUCGUUUGGGUAAAAAAAAACAUAUAAUAGUUUAUACAUUAGAUGAUAAAACAUAUAAUAGUUAAAUUUGCUUUGCAGUAAUAAAUUUACGUGGUGUUUCCACAAUUUUGUUCAGGUUUAUUCAGAAAGUUGGUCGUUCGUUAUUCGUGUGUGUAUUGUAUUUUUGCCUAACUAACCAAUAGCAAUGUUUUAGGAAAGUUAGCUAUCCGUGUCUUGAACAAUUGGGUAACUUAAUAAAUUGCUAUUGGUGGAUUUGGCGAAAAUACAAUUCGCACGUAGCGAAGGACCAGAUUUUUCAUAAACGUUGACUAACAUAAAUAAUGAAUUAUAUAACUCACUCUAAUAAGUUUCCAACCAAUCUCUUCCUUUAACUAUGAAGUUACGGAACAAUAUGGAAAAGACAACCAUUGUUAUAAGAUUUGGAAAUUUAUGAACAACGAAAAAUUCACUAUAUCCUGCAACUCUGACCUUCAUUGUCGUUCACACGAAGAUGAUCAGGACAUGUUUCGGUGUGUUUGUCUGUGUACAUCAUGGUAUAUUGCAAGUUUUAUGAUUUUUUAUUUUAGGUUGAUAAAUUUUUGGAUAAAAACCGAGAUGGGCUUCGUAAAGAUCUUGUCGAUCUCAUUGCAUCUUGUAGAGAACCUGUAAGUAACAAUGUACUACUCUAGGGGGUUGAUGAUUCUGUUUUAAAAUUGAGGAGGCGCCAGGGAGGCGCCCACAGAAAGCCUUCGACUCGAUCAGGUUGGGCUGCGUCCUUCAUAAUUCAGCCUAGCUCGUUAGUCAUGUAAAACUAUAACCAUAUCUCUCUCUUGCAGUUUGUGUUCAAGUUAUUCCCAGAGCUUCAGUCCUACACCGGCACAGCCAUCGUGACAGAUCUUACACUACCUCAGAAUCAAACACUUUCUAGAGGUCAUCUUUUAAACCCCAGCUCGCCACAGAAAUCCACAGUUGCUGCGAAAUUCCAUGAAUCACUUGUGACCUUACUUCAGAAAAUGAGAGAGUAAGAUUUGAUAAAUAUACUGUAGAUUGUUUGGGCACUUAGAAUGUAGAAUAUUGGUCCAAAUAUCAGAACAUUUGCUCAAUUUUAAGUCCUUCAAAUAGCUGCUGAAACAUUCAUUUUCAGUUGGCACCAAUGCCAAAACCUAUUGUAAAUUUUGUCAACAAUUUCAUGACAUGAACGGAUUUGUGAAAUUGAGAGCCGUUUCAAAAUUGUCUACUUUUUUCUGAUACACCCUGUAUAGAACUCACUGUUCAUUUAUCGUCUCCUAGGUGUAAUCCGUUCUUUAUUCGAUGUGUUAAACCAAACAAUGAAAAGGUAGGUUCGAUCUUCAAAAGUAUACACAAUAAAAUUUGUGUUCAUUUCUGGAGUUUUUGUAAUAAUAUGUUUUCGGUUUUUGGAUUAAUGGUAUUUUGUUUAUGUGUCUCUCUUUGCAGUCGCCAAUGAUGAUACAGACGCCCUUGGUACUAGAGCAACUACGGUACAGCGGUGUUCUCGAAACAGUACGGAUCAGAAAACUUGGAUAUCCAAUCAGAUAUUUCUACACGGACUUCUUGAGAAGGUAGACUAGGAAAUGGCCGCAAGACUGAAGAACUACUUGGGUGUCCCAAACUGGACACGUACUGUUUGAUUUCAUGUAACGUAAAAGCUAUACAAGCUAUCGCAAUGAAAUAAAGAUCAUUGCAUUCAGAAAGGACUAACUUAGAUUUUGAUAUAUAGCACUUGAAUUUACAUGCAAUAAUAUUGACUGCACUAUUGAUGUUUGAACGUUGAACUACUGUUUUUGAAAAUGCCAAAAAUUAGCAUAAAACAACCUUAUAAUUACCGAUGUAGUUAUACUUGUUAAAUAAUAAAUAUUUUUAUUUUGGUCGUGUCUCGCUCAAUAUUGCAUGUAAAUUCAAGUGUUAUAUAUCAAAAUCUAAGUUAGUCAUUUCUGAAUCCAAUGAUCUUUAUUUCAUUGCGAUAGUUUUUAUAACUUUUACGUUACAUGAAAUCAAGCAGUGUCCAGUUUUUUUUGAGACACCCGGGUAGACUAAACUAAAUUAAAAAGGAAUGAUGCUUUUGACUCUUGUGUAAAUAAACGCUGCCGUUAAUCAGUUGAACGGUCGGUACAUAAUAAUAAUAAUAAUAAUUUAUUAAUUUAUAUUGCGCAAAUAUCAACUGAAUUGUUUUCAAUUGCGCAUUACAAUCGAUGUUACAAUAUGAUAAGAUUAAUUAACCCAGGGCUGCAAAUAAAUAUUUGACUUGACUGGACAUUUGUCCGAUCACUUUUAAUUUUGGUCGGACAUUUGAAUUUGGUCGGACAAAAACCAACGUACACCACUAAAUUUGGUCGGACAUAUAUACGUCACAAGAUAUUUAUAAGUCACGAGACAAGUAUGUAUAGCCAUUCCGGCGCAACGUUAAGUAAAAUGCUAGAAUGCCUCGUAAAUUCUAUUGCAAAAUGCAAAUUGAGUGAAUUUGCAAUCGGAUUUUGUCACGGCAAAAAAAUGUAUAAUGUCACAAUUUUUUUGUGAUCUGACCAAUGUCCGAUCAAAAUUACUUUUGCUCAGACAUUUGCCAAAUUUAGUCGGACAUUGUCCGAUGUCCGACAGUAAUUUGCAGCCCUGUUAACCUAUUUUACAUAAGAUUCGCUAUUUUCAAUAUUUAUUUCAGCCGGUAAACUGUUCCAUACUUUAGGCGCAGCUGCACUAAACGAUAGUACAUGUGUUGAUAAUAACGAUCUUCAUUUCUCUAGGUAUCGUUGUCUAUCAUCAUUGCACGUCAGACACGACGCUCAAGUGAAAGAUCAAUGUCUACAAAUCUUGCGAGCAAUUGCUGGAUCACAAACUGUCAAUGCCUUCCAACUUGGUUACACCAAAGUAAGGAAAUGUAGGAAAUGAUGACUUUCAUUAACUCUUUAAGUAGCAAUGCGCGAGAGUGCUGCCACUCAAUGGGUUAAACUGAGCCGACCUAUUUAAGUUUUUUUAAGGCUAUAGCAAACAUUGUUUCCCAACCAUAUUUUGUAUAGACAUUCCUGGUUUAUCCACAAUUGUGAGUAAAAACCAGGUAACAUCGUAUCUCAGCCAUAUUUCCCGAAGGUGGGCAAACUGUAUUCUUGGGUUUCAAUCACGUGAUGAUAUUUUAGCAUAAUUUGACUCAAGUGGGGUCAACCAUUGAACUGGGAUUUGAACAAAAAAAAACCAAAAUGGCUGUCAACGCAUCUUAUGUAAAUGAGUUUUACGACUAUUAUAAAAGCCAAUAUAAAAGCCGUCGUUUACCCCAGACCCUUGUGCCCCACGUGACGUCAAAUGAAACCAAUGAAUAGGAAACAUUGUUUUCCCUGGGUUUCAAUCAACUGAUUUCUGUAUUUCUUUUAGGCAUUUCUCAGCGAGGAGUUGUCCCACAGAUUGGAGGAAGUGCGAUAUCGUAAAAUUAACAAAGCCACAAUUAUUCUUCAGAAACACGUAAGUUUCGUCCAUAUAUAUUCUCAUUUUCUCAAGAAGAUGGUACUCCCCGAUGAAUAAAAUGCCUCGUAAAAAUUGGCUCUUUGGAUUCAGCUAAAAAUUCAAGCCUUCAAGGAUUCAGCUAAAUUACUAUUCCAUCGUUUUCACGUAUCAGUUAAGGUAUUUUGUUAGUUGCUCGCUAAAAUUCAAGAUAAUCGUUAGCUAUCAGUAUUCGGUAAGUCAGUAAGAUAUUUUGUAAGAUGUGAGCUCCGAAUUGCUGUUUCAUCGUUUGUAAGCUAUCAGUUAAGAUAUUUUGUCAGUUUUCAGUCAAAAAUACGAAGAAUAUUAGCAGUGAGAUAACCUCAAUCAGACCUUCAAAAUAUAAUGUAUAUUUCCUAUAGGUUCGUCGUUUGCUUUAUCGCAGAAGAUUUAUUCAAAUGAGAAAAUCUGCAAUUCUCAUCCAAAGUCAAGUUCGUGGAUGGCGUCAACGGUACAGACGAAUAACGAAACGAAACUAACUUUAUUUAUACUGGAUAGGUCUAUCAGUUCUAAACUGUUCUCCCUAGAGGUCCAAUAAGAAUCAUCUCUUAUUAAUCCAGUGUUACUACAGGAGGAAACCUAAAUGAAAGUAACUUUAUUUAUACUGGAUAGCUCUAUCAGUUCUAAACUGUUCUUCCUAGAGGUCCAGUAAGGAUCAUCUCUUAUUGAUCAAGUGUUACUACAGGAGGAAACCUAAACUAAACUAACUUUAUUUAUACUGGAUAGCUCUAUCAGUUCUAAACUGUUCUUCCUAGAGGUCCGGUAAGGAUCAUCUCUUAUUGAUCCAGUGUUACUACAGGAGGAAACCUAAACUAAACUAACUUUAUUUAUACUGGAUAGCUCUAUCAGUUCUAAACUGUUCUUCCUAGAGGUCCAGUAAGGAUCAUCUCUUAUUGAUCCAGUGUUACUACAGGAGGAAACCUAAACUAAACUAACUUUAUUUAUACUGGAUAGCUCUAUCAGUUCUAAACUAUUCUUUCUAGAGGUCCAGUAAGGAUCAUCUCUUAUUGAUCCAGUGUUACUACAGGAGGAAACCUGAACUAAACUAACUUUAUUUAUACUGGAUAGCUCUAUCAGUUCUAAACUGUUCUUCCUAGAGGUCCGGUAAGGAUCAUCUCUUAUUGAUCCAGUGUUACUACAGCAAGGAAACUUAAACUAAACUGAACUGAACUCCCUAGAGGUACAGUAAGAGUUAAAUCUUUGUAUCGUGUUUUUGUAGGCAAAAGUACAAAAAGAUGAGAGAAGGAUUUAUCAAGGCUCAAGCUCGAUACAAAGCAAGAUUACAAGAGAAAGAAUAUGCAAAGGUCAGCAAUAAAUGUCGAUACCAAAUAUCCUAACAAACAGGAGGAAACCUAAACUAAACUAACUUUAUGUAUACUGGAUAGAGGUCCAGUAAGGAUCAUCUCUUAUUCAAUGGAUAACUAUCCAUUGAAGUUCUAUCAGUUCUAAAGUGUUCGCCCUAUAAGUCCAGUAAGGAUCAUCUCUUAUUGAUCCAGUGUUACUACAGGAGGAAACUUAAACUAAACUAACUUUAUUUAUACUCAAUAAGUUGGAUAGCUUUAUCAGUUCUAAUUUCUAAACUGUUCUCCCUAGAAGUCGAGUAAGGGCCAUGCUAUAUUGGUCCAGUGUUACUACGGGGGGUACUCAGAGGGUACCAGCGUUGUUUGGUAGAGUGCCUGCAACAUUCACUCUUCGUUGACGAAAUUUUAGACAUGAACAUACUGCAGAAAUGAAAAAUCGGUCGGAUGUGAAACGCGACUCCCUGUUUAACCAAUGUCCUAUCUAGACCAGACCGAGGUCUAAAGUUUAAUAAUUUAUGUAAUAACUCUAUUAUAGAUGCGGGAAGAAUUUCGACGGGCAAAAGCUAUCAGAAAAGCGGAAGAAAAUGCAGCACAAGAACGAAAGGUAGUUUUGAAAAAUUUAACGGUUUAAUUUUGAGUAAUUUCUAUGUGUAUUGUAUUUCUACCGUAACUCAUUUUGUCUAGUACAGUAUGAGUCCACUAGAUAAGUAGGUAAAAGCCGGUUUUCCACUAGCGAAUUUUCUCGAGCGAGGCGACCUUUUUCCUUUGUCAGUGUCACUUAUUACAGUACGUCAGCAAAAUGGAUGCCGACAAAGGAAAAAGCUCGCUUCGCGCGAAAAAAGUCGCUUGUGGAAAACCGGCUUAACCUUAGUUUUUUACGCGAAGUGUUUGUUUCUUGACAGGAUAGAGAUCAAGGAGUUCACGUUGAUGUCACUCAACUUGAAAUCACGACUGAUUUAGCAUUGGUUAUCACGAAAUUACCAGGUAGAUUAAAAAAACUACACAGUUUUGUUCAUUGAAGAUAUAAGUUUCAAAAUUGCGUUAUUUCUAAUUACCCCAAUUACCAAAAGUUAAUUUAGAUAUUUGAUCUGUUAAUGUAGCCUGGGAGUUCGCGACGUUACAAAAGUCAGUAGUCUCAGCGUCAAGCGAAGUUGUCAAACAUAACUAUCGUUCAUCACACCUGCCUGAUGACGUGGAUGCUUUCAAGUUUUCGAAAUUUUCUCAUCUUUACUUUCAGGUUUGUAAUGCUUUACAUUGUAAUUAGCCUCCUCCACAGGCGUCGCCUUUAGAUUAGCGGGCAAAAUUUGCUUGCGGGCAAAAAUUUGAAGCGGCGAUAUAAAUCUCACCGACUUUGUAAAGUAUAAAGUGAACCACGAGAUGCGGCCACAUUGUAAUAUGAACAGGGGCCAUGGGGGGGGGGGGGGUUACAACCUUGAUGAACCUUACAUUAAUUUUGCCAAGGGAUUAGCUUUAACCAUCACUUGUAGUGUGGUGGUCAGCACGCUUGCCUUUUAAACUGGGAGACCCAGGUUCAAUCCUUGCUCGGACCUCUACUCAAGCUCUUAAAGUAAUUGAGGAGAUCGAGAGAGCUACCUUUACAUUGACAUCAGUAAAUGGUUAGACUUUCGCGUCUUCUCGGAUAACGACGUUAAAUCGUAGGUACCUUGGAUCCCUAUUAAUUAGGCAAUAGUCUAGUGGUGGGAAAUCCGCUCACCAAUGAUUGAGAAAUUCAAUAAACUCAAUAAACUCAAACUCAAUGAACUCAAACUUUUUCGAGUAGCUUUAUUACAUUUUUAAGGCUAACGAUAAUUUCAUUCUUCUUGCUGAGAAACUCGAUGAUUUUCCUUAAUGUGUGACAAUUUUAUUGGCUGGAACCACCCCUGUUUUCGUGCGAAAUGUGCUUCAUUUUCUUUUAACAAUUUAGUGUUUCUUUUCUAUUUUUUAGGAUCAAAAAGAAUGGAAAUUUACAAAGGUUCCCAUCCGGAACUCGUUUUUAAAACUGAAGCUGGAAGACACGGCACAAGCUGUUACUACUUUCAAACUGGUGAGUACUGAUGAGUUACUCUCUAAGAACAACGCUGUUGGCCCUAUGAUGUAAAAAUAUUUUUACAACCUUGUGUCGUCAACCUUGUAACAUUCUUGUUAUAUCAUGACUGUAUCAGACUUGCUACAACAACCUUGUAACAAGUCUGAUAAUGCCAUUGUUCCAAACUUGUUACAACAACUGGGAACAAGCAGUGCGAACACAACUUGUCGACAGCUUGUGAACAGAUUUGUAACAACUUGUCUGCAGACCUGUAACAACUUGUGCGUUUUUAUGUGUGUAGUUGGAUUACAGUUUAUGAUGCGAAGAGCACGCUGCAGCCAUAUCUGUGCGUGUGACAUGUUUUGUAUUUUAGAUUCUGCGUUUCAUGAGUGACUGGUCAAUUUUGGGAGCGCGAGAGUUCGCUGUUGGAAACUAUAUCGUUCAAAAGGUUUGAAAAGCUAUUUUAACGUUAUUGUCAGAUCCCGGUGUGAAAAAUUAGCUUUCAAAAAUCGUAAAAGAAAGAGAAUUAAAAAUGAAUAUACAGUCUAUCGACCAAUGCGGAUCUUCAAACAUUUUCGCAGCGACCAAGUUUCCUUUUCCGAAAGUAAAAAUAGUGUGAUCCGAUUUUGUCUCUAAUUUUGCAUCGGGUUUCUUGUACCUUAUUCUUACAUGUAUACGCCUUGAUUUUAGGGCAUCAGAAGCCCAAGUUUACGAGAUGAGAUCUUUACUCAGUUGGUGAACCAGACUUGGGGGAAUGGUGUCGAGGCGAGCGUGGAUCGUGGCUGGUGUCUGCUUGCUUUGUGUAUGAGCUGUUUUAGACCCAGUGAAACCAUGGAGAAAUAUUUAUUAAAGUAAGUAUAUUGACCCAGUGUCACUACAGGAGGAAACCCAAGCUAAACUAGCUUUAUUUAUACUGGAUAGCGCUAUUAGUUUAGUUAGUUAGUUUAAUAACUUUGUUGCUUUAGAAGAAAAACCAUACACACUUGCAUCAUCCAAGCACUACUAUAUAUACUGCUAAAUACAAGAAUGUAGUAAUUAGUUAAAAAAACAACUGGUGGCCAAACAGGGCAUUGCCCCAAUUGAACAUGACUACCAAUUUAAAAACCUAUUAAAGAGUUUGUAUAUACCUAACAUUUGCUACUAUGUAUUUAUAUAUACAUAUUAACAACUAGUGGAACACUCUGCAAACUACUUAUGUGGCAGUUCAUAAACAUUAAGUUCUAUAUAAAAUUUCUUAAGAAGUCUAGACUUAAAAAUACUAGAGCUGUCAAUUGCUUUGAGAUCACUAUCUAACGAGUUCCACAUUGUCACAGCUCGAGGAAAGUACGAGUUUUUAAAAUAUUCAGUUCUACAUUUAAAUUCAGUGAAAUUAUUCACGUCAUGUGACCUAAUGUUAUAUUUAGGAGCAAGUCGACUUUGUACAUAAUCUGGUAAAUGUAUAUCCAAUAGACCUGUUCUACAUUUAUGAAAGAAUAACAAGUCUUUCAUACUUCUCCUGACAUCAAGUGGUAGAAGGUUAAGUUUUAUCAAACGUUCUUUAUAUCCAGUGUCAGGAUAAUUUAAAAUAAACUUUGUAGCUCGUCGUUGCACCGCUUCCAACAUAAGCUGGUAUUUUACUUCUGACGGGGACCACAACUCUGAUGAAAAUUCCAGCUGCGGCCGAACCAAUGUAAGGUGGAGGAGCUUCCUGACAGUUUGAUCUUCAAAAUCUCUGCAGGUUCUUUUGAUCAACCCGAGUGUUCGAUUUGCUUUUGCCGUAAUCUCUGCAAUAUGCUUCCCCCAACGAACAUCGUCACUCACAGUUAUUCCAAGAUCUUUGGUGGUUUUUACCAAUUCGAGAGAUUCGUGUCCCAAUAUGUAAUCACUCACGUGCGACUGGAUUUUUUUUCGCGACAACCUCAUAACUUUACAUUUAUUUGUAUUAAAUUUCAUACGCCACGUUUCUGUCCAAGAGUUCAUUUCAUUUAAAUCUAACUUAAAUCUAAAUUAGUUCUAAACCGUUCUUCCUAGAGGUGCAGUAAGGAUCAUCUCUUAUUGAUCCAGUGUUACCAUAGGAGGAAACCUAAGCCAAACUAAAUGUAUUUAUACUGGAUAGCUCUAUCAGUUCUAAACUGUUCUCCCUAGAGCCCGGCUAGAGGUCCAGUAAGGAUCAUCCAUUAUUGGUCCAGUGUUACUACAAGACGAAACCUAUACUAAGCUAACUCUAUUUGCACUUUAUUGUUGUAUCAGUUCCAAGCAGUUCUCCCUAGAAGUCCAGUAAGAGCCAUCUGUUGUCCUCCAUUGUUACAACAGGACAAACCUGACGAUAACAUGUGGUGUUUGAUAUAGUGUCUGACGGUGAUAUUAUGAUCAGUUCGACAGGACUCAAUCCCAGAUAUAGACAUAUGCACAAACGACUGUGUUAGCAACAGUCCAACGUAUGUUUCGAUACUGGUUUACUUGAUGCCUUAAUUCACUUCUCUUCUUUCUCGCAGACACUGUUCAGACAAUGCUUACGAUGGUUUCAAGAAUGUUUGUCAACAUAAAUUGUUGUCUUGGGAUAAACAACGCCAUAUAACCACUCGUUCUCACCCGCCAUCUUUACUCGAGUGGGCUGCUAUCAAACAGAAGGCAAAUAUGGCCGUCGAAAUUAACUCUGCCGAUGGUAAGUUGAUAAAACAACAGAAAUUUUCACAUUAUACUGAUUAGUCCCCCCCCCCCAGACAUCCAUGUUAACGGAUAUUUGGCCACCAGGCUUUUAGCCAGAAGGGCGUCCAGGCGUCCUGGGACGCCCCUAGAACGAAAUGCGGACGCCUUUGGACGCCCAAAUUAUCUCUGAAACGAAUUGGCUUCAAUUCUCAUUAUUAUUAUACAUUUGACAUUUUGAUCAAUUUGAUGGUGUACCUGGCUGAAUGAAAAUGUCGUAGUUAACCAGAUGAUCUUGAUACGCGGAAAAGUACUGGCACUAGUUGUCAAAUAGAAAUCCAUUUUAUGAUUAAAACAACUGAAUAUCUCCUGUAAUAUACUUUAUUUCGAUUCCAUAUUUUUGUCAGAGCUAUAGUUCUCAUAACCAAACAUAAUUACAAAAUUUCAACUACUUUCAUAAAGAAUAAUGAAAGAUAUAAUUGACUGAAUACAUCAAAAUGGAUUUCUAUUCGGACAACCCUUUCUGAGCGCUGAUUGGCUAAAAUACGAACACGAGAUCACCUGGAAGUAAAGAAGCAUAGCGGCACAAACUCACAAAGCCAAGUGUGUUUGAAAAUUUCGAACGAACUUGGAACAGAUACUGACAUGAAGUAAUGUAAACUUCAAAGGUUUUCCAGAGGAACGUUUUCUCGAACCCCCUCUUUACUGUAGAUGUUUCGUUAUACCAAAAUUGGACGCCCUCUUUCAGGACCCUGGCUAAAAGCCUGUUGGCCAGCAACUUAUAUCGCAGGGCUGCAGGUUCGAUUCCUGCCGGAGGGUCUGUAACUGCUCCUGCUUAGCUCGAAAAAAUGUAUAAAAAUCACACUCGGAAUUCUCAUCUACAGAUCUUAUUAACUUACAACUUUUUGAGAUCAUCUCUUGUAUGUAAUUUUUUUCUGUGUUGGUGUAAUGUACUCAGGUGAAUAAGAUGCUUGUGAUGUUACUCUGAGUGUAUAUCCACACCGGACAAGCUUGAAAAAUAUGCCCGGCCACGGUGGGAAUCGAACCUACCGUGGCCAGGCAUAUUUUUCAAGCUUGCCCUGUGUGGAUUUACACUCAGAGUAACAUCACAAGCUCGUGUGUGUAUUUUGUUUAUUUCAGGUGAGAAAGUUUUGAUUGAAGUGAACUCAACCAGUACUGGCGAUCAAGUAGCUGCAAAAAUUUUAAAAGAAAAGUAAGUUGAAAUUGCACAUUACUUGAAGAUUAACGCUUUUCAGUAUUAAAAAAACGUGUGAAUUAAAGCGUAGUCUUAUAUUAUUUGCAUUGAAUAUGAUCCGUACGACAUCGAAUGCUUUGCUAUAUAAAUCCCAGUUGUUGCAACAAGUUUGGAACAGGUUGUUAACAACUUGUAACAAGCUUGAUGGCAUUAUCAUACAGUCAUGAUAUAACAAGAAUGUUACAAGGUUCACGACACAAAGUUGUAACAAUAUGGUUAUAUCAUGACUGUAUCGGACUUGUUGGAACAACCUUGCAACAAGUCUGAUAAUAUCAACAAGGUUGUUACAAGUUGUUAACAGCUUGUUCCAAACCUGUCGACAACUUAGGACAAGCAGUGCGAAGACAACUUGUUGGCUUGCUACAAAAUACGAGAUUACGCAACCACAUUUAAAUAAAUACCUGUUCAUUUUCAGGGGGGUUGUGGAAUACCAAGGUGGCUGGAGUCUCGAUAUGAUUAACGAGUAUUGUCAUUAUUCAUUGGCUGGAUCAGAUUACGCCAUGGACUUGAUCGCUGAACUGGAAUAUCCACCCUUGUUCCCAGUCUCUUGCUCGCCCUCGGUCAUCUCUGUUGAUAUGUCGUACAAUGUAGGACCAAAUAAGAUACAACAACUAGACGAGUGAGUCGACCUUUCUUCUUGAUAUUAUUUCAGAAUUAAAAAUGGAAAAUAAUGUUAAGCAGUAGAAAUUGUAUAUGUUGUCUUAAUAAUAGUUUAAAAGUUUGUUAAUUACUGUUUGUUUCUGUAGUAACACUGGAUCAAUAAGAGCUACAGUAUCUAGUAUAAAUAAAGUUAGUUUAGUUUAGGUUUCCUCCUGUAGUAACACUGGAUCAAUAAGAGAUGAUCCUUAGUGGACCUCUAGGGAGAACAGUUUAGAAAUGAUAGAGCUAUCUGGUUUCCUCCUGUCUGUUAGGAUAUUUGCUAUCAACAUUUAUUACUGACCUUUGCAUAUUUUUUCUCUUGUAAUCUUGCUUUGUAUCGAGCUUGAGCCUUGAUAAAUCCUUCUCUCAUCCAUUAAGUCCCACUGCGUCCACCAACUAUAAAUAAAGUUAGUUACAUAAAUAAAUAAAGUGAGCUUAGUUUAGAUUGGAUUAAUGAACCUUUAUAGAGGUUUACGAUUUAAACAGAACUAAAAGAACUAUCCUGUUGAAAUAAAGUUUAGUUUAUUGUUACUGUAGGUAAAUUAUCAAUUUGUCAACUUAUUAUUUUCAGUCUUCAUAAACAACGCGACAGGAAGCAAACAUUUGCGGACGUUUCAAAAACUUUCAUUGAUGGAGACUAUAGUAUCGACCUUCCUGACGGUGUACCCCUUACUGACAAGAGAUUUACCCAAGUUAUUCCCGCUCCACCCGUCUCACCACAAGUUGUUCACAUCCAACCUCGAUCCCAGGGCCUGGUUCACAUCCCCCCGCCACCCCAAGCACCCCCUCCUCCCGUCCCUGUACAACCUACGACCUCCAGGGCAAAUAUUGAUAGCUCAGUAUAUACCACUACACGCGUAUCUGAGGCUGAACCUUUUAUUCCGAAACCCCCUAGUCCACCCCCUUACCCCCCUCCCAAUGUGAACCAUGUACCUCCAGGUAUGUAGAAAUAGUAAACAUAGCGUACUAGAGCAUAGAUUAAUUACAGGAUUUUGAGUAUCGACACUCGAAGAGCUACUGUAACCAGGAGAAGUUCACAUGAGAACCAGUUAUAUGAGAUUCAACUGCAAAUUGAAAUUCAACUUCUAAGUUCAAAAUGAAAUUCAACUUCAAAAUGAAAUUUAACUUCAAAGUGAAUUCAUGGUCUUCAAAAUGAAAUUUAACUUCAAAGUGAAUUCAUGGUCUUCAAAAUGAAAUUUAACUUCAAAGCGAAUUCAUGUACUUCAAAAUGAAAUUUAACUUCAAAGUGAAUCCAUGGUCCUCAAAAUUGAAAUUUGACUUCAAAGUGAAUUCAUGGUCUUCAAAAUGAAAUUUAACUUCGAAGUGAAUUCAAGGUCUUCAAAAUGAAAUUCGCCUUCCAUUUAUGUACAUUGUUAAAGCCAUGAUGAACUGCAUUAUGUUAUAAUUUCAUCUCGGCUGGCGGGAGAAAACUCCAUGCAAAUACACAGAAAUCUAUCUAAAAUUUCUAUAUUUUAGGUACAUCCCUGUAUAUCCCUCCUCCACCCCCACCCCCACCCCCACCACCCAUACAGGACCCCAUGGCAACGAGAAUCAAGCAAGUAAAAGAAGAACAGAACAAACGAGCGCAGAGGGCUGCCCCUGUUUCGGCUCACUCGCUAGACGAAAUCCGAAGAAAAGCGACCACCAUGCGAGACAAUCGUACGAGCGAAGUCGACGGCCGUCCGAUGAAUCCCGAAGAUGUUAUCGACCAGAAAAUCAAAAAAGCCUCCGAGUUACGGGCAGUUCCGAAAGAACAACGAUUGAAGUUGGCAUAUCAGUCUGAGCUUCAAGGUAGAAACCAAGGCGUUAUCACGUUAUAAAAUGUUUUAAUAUAUUAUCAAUCUUUUAUCUCACAUAACACACACAACAACUCUAUAACAAACGUACUUGCAGGGAGGUGAGUCCGGGAUUGGACGCACCGAGGGUGGCUGGAAGUUUCCCGAACUUACCGAGCGAAGCGAGGUGAGUUCGGGAAACUUCCAGCCACCCGAGGUGCGUCCAAUCCCGGACUCACCGAACCUGCAAGUACGUUUGGUUUUUAUCCCAUACACCGAGCCAUACACACAUUUGUAGCUCUUCGCGAUAUAUUCGUCGAUGUUUUGUGAACAUUUUCCCGGCCAAAAAAAUCACUGGGCAAGAAAAUACUUCUUUAUCUACGUCUACAUUACCUUUACUGCAUUUUUCUUUGGUUUUUCUUCAGUCUCAGUAUGUUAGUCACCGAAAAAAGUUCUUUAAAGUUUAGGUUUAUCGGCUAAAUCUUGUCCGCCAUAUUUGUUAUUGUUAUUGCAACGUAAGCAGUUUAGCGGGUGAGUUCGGGCGAAAAGCAGGUGAGCUCGGCAAAAAGCAGGUGAGCUCGACGACAAGCUCACCUGCUCUAAACCAAUCAGAAAGCCGCUUUUAACACAGGUAUGGGAUAAGACAUGAAGUGCGCAGACGCGCACACGGGCACAGGUAGCCCAACUCUGACACAACCAGGCGAUAGGCGAGUAUUCGAACGAAAAACUCGUGUAUCCUUUAAACUAUCGAAGUUUCUGUAAUCACAGUAGAAAUUUUGCAUGGGAAAAUUACAAAUUUUGAAGGAUUUGUAAGAAAUGUUUGAGGGAACUGACUCAGUAUUGAACACGAGCUCUGUUCCCUCAAACAUUUCUUACAAAUCCUUUGAAACCUAGACUUACCGAUGCAAAAUUCCUACUGUGAUCACAGAAACUUUUGAUAGUGUAAACAGUAAACUAACCUCUUUAGUUUAUGCAAAGGAAUUCGAAAAUUUGGUUGCGAGAACCCUGGAAAUUCGUGCAAAAUUUCUUGUGGUUUUGAACUGAUGUUGAUAUUGUCCCUUGAAGGUGCUGUUCAAAAACGCGCACAGCGCAUGAGCAAAACGUGGGAUGACGAGGAGAUGAAAUUGGAACUCCGUCGCGCGGAGAGGACUGGUCCUGGCAACUCUGUGCUGGCCGCGAGUGAACUGGAAGCGAGAGCACAGCGUGUGAGGAAAUCGUGGGCGGUGCCUGAGGAACGCGAGAAGACAUUCUCAGCUCAAAUCUACCACAGUGGUUCCCAGCCCCCGCAUGCAAACCAAGUACUCUCCCCGGAGCUUCCUACGACGGAACGAGGACUGAAUGACUUUGUUGAUAACCUGUUUAAUCCGGUUUUAUCUUCGAAUAUGGACGAUCUCACCGACUCGUAUAAUUUGUCACGGUCUAUUAAAGGUACGUUAAUUUUGGUAAAUAUCAAUCCAGAGCAUGCACAUUCGCAGGUUAGGCCGGUGUGCCGGUGAGCAUAGCCUAACCUGCGAACGGGCAUGCUCUGGAUACGGGAUUGGGUAAAUAUAGCUACAUAAAUGAUAUGUAGCUAUAUUGAUAAAUGACAUUAAUGAUAAUAUACUGUAUGUAUAAAUAGUUUGUAGCAAUUUUAAAUUUCAUUGCGGCAUUUGCUGAUGAAUCAGUAACAGUAUGGAAAUAAGAAAAAAGUAUAGACUGCAGAAACGGUAGUGGGACACGUUCUGUAUUUUGACUAACACGGUGGGAAAGGGUAGCGUUUAACCCGAUUUUAACCUUCCUUAAUAAUUAAACCUUUUCCCAUUUAUAUUUUGAAGGUGGUGGAAAGAUGUACCGAGCUAGAACAGUAGGCUCGCCUCAGGCCUCUAGUCCACCCCCGACCUCGAGCAGUGGUAUGCAACCAACCUUCGUUAAUGGUGGAAUGCAGUCAGGAGUGAAUGGUCCGACCUUCGUGCUGUUGAACAAUGGUAUGGCUAAUGGUGGAAUGAUACCAACAACUGGUGUUCAGUAUCAACCUUUUGUUCCUGGCAUGCCAGCAGGUAGGGUGGUAGUUAGGAGUCCUUCUUAAAAACAUGAGGAUGAGAGUUGAGAAGCGAGAAUUUGCAUGAGAGUUUUCUCAACUCUCGUGUCCCGGUCAAACAAGAACAAGAGUUACACGAGAGUUGAGAAGCGAGAGUUUGUAUGAGAGUUUUCUCAACUCUCAUGCCCCGGUCAAACGAGAACAAGAGUUGCAUGAGAGUUGAUGAGAGUUGAGAAGCGAGAGUUUGUAUGAGAGUUUUCUCAACUCUCAUGCCCCGGUCAAACGAGAACAAGAGUUGCAUGAAGAACAAAAGUUGAUGAAAAUUAAUGAGAGUCAACGAGAGUCGAUGAGAGUUGGCGGCGAAAUGCGAAACUUGGUCAACAAGAAAUGCACAAUCUUAAAUAAUCCUGCAUUUAUUUCCAGGAAUGAAUGGCUAUGUACCAAUGCAGUACCCUAUGGCUAGCGGCAUGACCUUACAAGGUGUCCCUCAAACAAUGCCUAUUGUCGUUCCGGUUAGCCGUCAACAACAACAACAACAACAACAACAACAACAACAACAACAACAACAUGUUUACCAACCAAACCAUGAAGAAGUCGGCAUUCAGCGGAAAUUGGAAGAACAGGAACGAAAAUUAGCCGAGCGACAAGCAGAACUGGCGAAACUUGCAGAUAAAUUAGACACUUUGAAACGCGAGCAACAACAACAACAAUUAGAACAAAAGCAGCAGCAACAGUUGGAAAAACAACGUAAACAACAAGAACAGUUAGAGCAAGAACGUAAAGAACAGCAGCAACAACAGCAAUACCACCAACACCAACAACAGCAACAAAAUGCUACCCAAACCCAACAAGAACUCCCACAACAUAGCCAAAGUACACGCCCUACCCAAUACUCCCCACCUACAAAAAAUCCCUCAUGGACUCAAUCUAAUGGCUCCGAUUAUUUAUCAACCAAAGCCAGUCGUUUUUCAAGCCACCCUAUCCACACGGGGCAUUCUAGCCACCCUCUCCACACGGGGCUCUCUAGUAACCUUCAACCCACGGGGCAUUCUAGCCACCCACUCCACAUGGGGCAUUCUAGCUCAUUCCUCAAACAAAAAAGUGACGUUCUUCCCCCUUCAGAAUUCAGAGACAGACAUCCCAUUCCACCAUCACAACCUACACGCAACACAACUGUUUCAGCAGCGCCCCCACCCCCCGUGGUAAACGUGGAAUACGUUGAUGGCCCUAUACUGAAGUCUAAGCCAGACGGUGGGGCGGCGUCUGUAGUUCUGGCUGUACACACUCAAAGACCUUCAUCUCAUACGCCCAUCAAAAUCUAUCACAUGCCAAAUCAUGGGGAACUAGCCACGACCUCAUUUACGGUUGUAAUGACCGAGAAAGGCGGAAGGACUGAGCUCUACCGGAAGUGUACUGGACCCUAUUUGACGUAUCAAAACGUCAAGUGGAAAUUAUUCCUACGGAAAGAGGUAUGUAGACGCACUAACAUGGCAUCAACUAUUUCGCUGACCUCAGAAUGACAUUUCGUCAAAACUUUUUUCUUCAAGAUUGGUUUAGAAACAAAUUUGGCAUAGGGUUAGGUUAGGGUUAGGGUUAGAAUUAGGGUUAGAGUUGGUGUUUGGAGAAGGGUUAGUGUUAGUAAAACCGUUGCUUUGUUACGUUUUAUCACUUUGAGGCCAGCGAAAUAAUCUCUUCUCUACCUUUUUAGGUAGUCCAAGAACCUAUUUAGAACCGUGCCACUUUUUUGGUUCUCGGACUACCUAUUUGGGUAGUUCAAGAACCAAAAAAGUGAUACGGUACCAAAAAUUGGGCGUAGUGUAAACGGGGCUUUAGAUGCAGGUUUAUUAGCAUAGCAUGACCAGUUUCCAUGACUAGUUUUGCCACUGUUUGAGGGUUUUUUGUUUGCAGUUAUCUAAUUCUCCCUCAGUCUAUGUGAGAAGACUGCCUCCAUGCUGUUAGUUUAGAUUUAGUUCCACUUUGGUUAGUCUAAAAAUCACUUGCACGCAAAAUGGUUUUUUUUGUCGAAACAGACAAUAACGUGUGUAAAAUUCACAGUUGUCUUUGCCAGUGUAGAUAGUGGCCAGCAGUGCCUGAACAAUAUAAGGAGAGUUAACUCCAGACGAAGCUCGAAACGUCGACGGGGUUCAUAGCGGUCUUUGAAAUCCUUGAAAGUCUUUGAAUUUGAAUGCAAGUCUUUAAGGUCUUUGAAAAGUCUUUGAAUUGUGUGAAAAAGCGAAGAAAGUCUUAAAAAGUCUUUAAAAUUAAUUAUUUAGUGAGUAUUUGAUUAUACGAUUUCCUAUAGCUAAUAAAAUAGAUUGAUUGAAGAGCAAGGUUUUCGCAAAUAUCGACGAAAAGGUACAUUUUAAGAUGUGAUGUGGCGGGACUAAUCACUGGGCAAAAAUGGUGCUUACGGUGCCUACGACAGCUGAUUGUUCUCAAAGAUCUUUGAAAAUAGGCAGAAAAAAUCUUUGAAAGUCUUUGAAUAUUUUUGGUCUUGGAGACUACGAACCCUGGUCGAAAUUCUCCUUAUAUUUUUCAGGUAGUUGCAUCCUUAUCAACGAAAGUUUGUUCAUAAACUUCAGUUGGACUGUUCUAUAUCCAUGACUGUGUGAAGAAAACUAUAUUAUUAUUAUUACUUAAUAUCCUGAAAUACUUCUUCAUGUUAUAGUUAUUUAUGGCAAACGAGAAAAUGAGCAGUGAAUUGACACAGCAUCUCGUCUUUAGACAGGUAAGAAUUUCCAGUUUCAGGUUUUCCUGAAAACCCCGAGCCUGAAAAACAGCGACUCUGAAAACCCCGAGCCUGAAAAACAGCGACUCUGAAAACCCCGAGCCUGAAAAACAGCGACUCUGAAAACACCGAGCCUGAAAAACAGCGACUCUGAAAACACCGAGCCUGAAAAACAGCGACUCUGAAAACACCGAGCCUGAAAAACAGCGACUCUGAAAACCCCGAGCCUGAAAAACAGCGACUCUGAAAACCCCGAGCCUGAAAAACAGCGACUCUGAAAACCCCGAGCCUGAAAAACAGCGACUCUGAAAACACCGACCCGAAAACCCUGGCCAGCAGGUUCGAUUCCUGUGAGAUUGCUCACAUAUUUCACAAGUGCUCGUGGUUAGAGCUAACAUAUGUUUAUCUACAAAACCCUUUCUUUAAUAUUUUACGUAGAUUGUGUGGGAUACCUAUAAAACCUGCUCCUGUAGAAUGUCGAGAACUGACAGAUAUACAAUGAAACAAUUGCUUGGUAAGUUUGACUAGACUCUUCCCAAGAGACACCGCGAUCAAACGUCCGCUUAUCGACAGCUCGUGUUCGCAACACUGGAAAUACAGUAGUAUUGUAAAUAUUACAUGUUUGAGGGAACUCAUUCAGUGUUUAACAGUGAGUUAGUCCCCUCAAACAUUUCUUGCAAAUUCUUCAAAACUUAGAAUUUACCCAUGCAAAAUUCUUACUGUGGUCACAGAAACUUUGAUAGUGUAAACCAGACUUAUAACGGCGCGAAAAGUGGCCUGAGACGAGAUUGUGAGGCUAUAUUGUUUUGCUAACAUCUAUUGUAGUUAUUCUCUCCAAUGAAAGCCUUUGUUUUGACUAUCAUAUGUACCUUUAGAAAAAUAUGGUAUUUAUCCCGACAAGACCAGCACCAGUUCGCCGAUUGAAGAAAUUAUUAUUGAUGCUGCGAAGCAGUUGCCAUACUACUUCUGUAGAUUUUUCAAAGUUUCGGUAAGUCAAGUAAAUAUAAUAUUUCUCUAGUGCUAUUCAGUCCAGAUCCAGUGAUCGGAAUGUUCCAUUGUCUUUUCAUUGUUUUCAAAAUCUCGCUGUUCUCCUUGCCGUCCAGUCACUUAUUGCUUUGGCUUCUUUGUAAUGGUAUACAAGGGGUUUAUAUGGCGCUGAUUCUGUUUGCAUUUUGUUCAUAUUUAUGUUGAAUUACUCAAGACUUUAAGAAGAACAUAUAACUCGCUCCUCCCGUAACAGAAUACUAAAUUUUAGUUUCUUUCUUUUAGAAACAAAACGAUAGCAUUGAUUUUCAGUACAUCGCAGUUUCUCACACUGGAGUGCAGUUUAUUAAGAGAGAGAGAAUUACGAAUGAACUAGAAACUGUUGAGAAAUAUUUGUAAGUAGCUCUAUCAUUUCCUAAACUAUUCUAUUCUAUAUUCUAAACUAUUAUAUCUAAAGGGUCAUCUCGUAUUGAUCCAGUGUUACUAGGAUAUGGAAAUUGAAUCCAGAUCUGACAGAUGCACUCCAUCAGCACCACUUUAACAGUAUUUUCAUAUUGUCAGGUAUGGUGAUAUGACCAAAGUUCGAGUGAACAACGACAAACUGACGAUCAAAACGAGGGUCAAGAAGAUACACAUAUUCACUGACAAAGUAAGUUUCAGCAGUAGAUUUCUGAAAUACGAUUUCCAGGAAUUUUAAUGAUGUUACAAUCACUACAGGACUCAUUAGUCAAAUGUCAAUCUGAAUAUAAGGAAAAUUAGCAUCCUUCAAAAUUUAAAUAGAAAUAGAUUUGAAAUCUUACUAAAUUGGCAAAAAGUUGUUGUUGAGUUUAAACGUAUAUUCUAUUUCUUGCUUUCCUACGCUAUCACAUUGCAUUCAAUAAUAAUCCCAUUGUCUCCUACUGUUUUAUAAUAUGUCAAUCAUGAGAGGGGUGUGUCAACAACACUACAGUUGUCAUAUUACCAAAGAUUAUUUCUGUCGUGAUAACACUUCCGAACUGAAAGGAUAUUUUAUAACAGGGGGAGGGGGGCACAGUUGUGGCUUAGCCCCUCUGAGCUCCAUUACACCGCUGAGUUUCAGUUGUUGUUUUCAACUGUUUGAAUUUUGUUUUUCAUCUGUUGUGUGUAGUAAUAAUUUGUUUUCUUUUCUUUUAUUCUUUCAAUUCAGGCAACUCUAGUGAAAAAAGUAAUUGAUCCUUAUUUGGCUUUUGUUCACGAAAAGGUAUUCUAAAAACGAUAGACUAUGAUGGCAUACGAGUUUCUAAACCUUGCUAAUGUGACUUGAUUUUGCUCAUCAAUGUAUCCCUUUAUUCCUCAGGACUCGAAAUACGUGAAAGCCAAGUAUGACUACAUCACGAACGAAUCAACCUUACUGAGCUUCAAGCAAGGUGACGUCAUCAAACUGGUUGCUAAGGGCAACCUCUCGGACGGAUGGCUUUAUGGAGAACUGAGAUCUAGUGAAGGAUAUUUCCCGGCCGAGUAUGUCACGGACAUGAGUGAGGUGGGUUGUGUUUAAACGUAGAAGACAUUCUUGUAAAGUUUAUUUAUACUGGAUAGCUCUAUCAGUUCUAAACUGUUCUCCAGGAAGGAUCAUCUCUUAUUGAUCCAGUGUUACUACAAGAGGAAACCUAAACUAAACUAACUUUAUUUAUACUGGAUAGCUCUAUCAGUGCUAAACUGUUUUUCCUAGAGAUCCAGUAAGGAUCAUUUCUUAUUGAUCCAGUGUUACUUCAGGAGAAAACCUGAACUAAACUAACUUUAUUUAUACUGGGUAGCUCUAUCAGUUCUAAAGACUAAACUGUUCUUCCUAGAGGUCCAGUAAAUGGCAUCCCAUAUUGAUCCAGUGUUACUACAGGAGAAAAACUGAGUACCCGAUAGAGUCAACCUGGUUACACUCUUCUCACAUCCCUUACCCAGCCUGUUUCUCUCUGCUUAUUUUUUGCUUAUUUUAUUCAAUUUUUCAGCGUCAGCCAUCAAUCUCGAAACCUGGCACGAGGUCAUCAACCUCUGGCUCUAUCCCCAGGGCUCCUACUCCAAACUCGGUCCACAGUGAUCAUUCUACUUCAUCAUUGCAAGACGGACGAUACUCCAUGUUGGAGUUUGCUAUGAAGUAUUUCAGAUUCGGCCACGACAUGUAAGCCUUAUAAGUGUUUUCUACCAAAUCUGUACUGUACUGUACUCUUCUGUACUGUGCUUUUAUGUGCUUUACUGUGCUUUUCUUUGCUGUGCACCAGAUGUACUGUGCUGUAUUUUAUUGCAUGGUAGUUUAUUGUACUGUAUCAUAUUAUAUUGUAAUCAGUUUUACUGUAUUGUACUGUGUUGUGUUGUGUUGUGUUGUGUUGUGUUGUGUUGUGUUGUGUUGUGCUUUACUCUAAUCCAUUGUAUUGUUGAACUAACGCGAGUUAUUUCAAUCCAGGUAUAUAAUGCAGAGAAAGAAAGAUGGCUCCAUCAGAGGCACAAUUAAAAUCAUGGACUCCAUUGGCAGAGCAUUUAAAGGUAGAGAUUGCACUCCGUUUUCAGUGAUGAUACAUUGAAAGCUUCUGCAGCUAAUCCGAAAUUUAAAAUAUUGUUGGCGUCUUUUAGGUAAUCGUAGGGACGACGAAUGGACAUGGAAGAAUCAAGCUGACCUUGUCAAAUUCUCAAAAGUAUGUCUGUUUUUUGAAAUUCUUUCCUUCAUUCCUUCCUUCCUUCCUUCCUGCCUUGUUUUUAUCGUCGAAUUUUAGUCCGUCGUUUUAUUCAUCUAAUACUGAUUUAUUUUUGUACAGUCUCCAAUCCAGGCAUCCUUACUGAAACUCGAUUCCUCACUUCACAACAAGAAAGCUUUGGAAUCAUUUAUAAGUAUGUGUGUCGAUUAAAUUAUAUUAUUUAAUUAACUCUUACUUUAUCGUAUCAACUUCCGUAUGUUGCCCAUUUGCGUUCAUAUCGGUGUUUAUAAACAAAACGCAACUAACUUCAUUUAUACUGGAUAGCUGUGUCACUGUGAAGAGUGUUCUUUCUAGAGGUCCAGUAAGGCCCACCUCUUACUGAUCCAGUGUUAAUAAUGUAGAAGGGAAUCAAGUUAGAUUGAUAUUAGACCACUAUGAGGAGAUAAGUUUUGUUUACACUCAGAGUAACAUCACAAGCAUCUUAUUCACCUGAGUACAUUACACCAACACAAAUAUCAAGUUUUGUUUCAUCCACACGCAUUUAAGGAAGGGAAGAUAACCUGAUGUUCAGGCUAAAAUUCCGUCUAAAAGGCUCGUCUACACGAUACGGUCGCAUGGUCGUAUACAAUUCUUACCCAGGCGUGUGUACUAAAUGCGUGUAAAGAUGACACAUUUCAAAUUUUGGGCAUGUAGUAAAACACUGACUACCGGAACACCACCGGAACACUACCUAACCCUAACCCUAACCCCAAACCCUAACCCCAAACAAAUUGGUGGUGUUCCGUUGUUCCGGUGGUGUUCCGGUGGUGUUCCGGUGGUGUUCCGGUGUUCCGGUAGUCAGUGUUUUACUACAUGCCCAAAUUUUUGCCAUAAGCUGAUGAACAGGGAUAAUGGCGUCAGCAGUCGUUUAAGCUGGUCUUCAGUAAAUUUUCGUUCACUGCUAUCUUCUGAAACCCAUAACGUUUCAUUGCAGCUAUUAUGAAGUAUAUGGGAGAUUACGUUAUGAUUAGGGGAGAAACUCCACCAGACCUUGUAUUUUUCCUCCUGCUGGUAAGUUGAAAUCUAAGACUAUAAGUACGCAAUGUAUAGUGUUGUUAUUUAAUUAAUUUCAAAAUAAAUUAGUUUGGAAUACUUUUGUCCAGGGUCAAUUUAGGGUAGCGUGAGGCGUGCGCCUUAGUUUCAACGCCAAGCCCCGAUCCGGAACGAGAAUGAGAGUUGGCAAGCGAGAGUUUGCAUGAGAAGUUUUCUCAACUCUCAUGCCCCGGUCAAACGAGAACAACAGUUACAUAAGAGUUGAUGAGAGUUGACAGGAUAUGCGCGCGUAGCGAAAACUCAUCAUCAUCAUCAAAAUUUGAAAAGUCGAUGAGAGUCUCGUCAACUCUCAUUCCUGUUUGACUCUGGGCUUUAUGUCCCUUGAUUUCUUCGCUAUAUUGCUAAACAAUCAGGCUUGUUGCGCCAUUUUAGACCUGUCGUGAGUAUCCUGAAUUAAAGGAUGAAGUUUACUGUCAGCUCAUCAAACAAGUGACGAGUAACAAGAGCAAUAGAUCGUAAGUACACUUUACUCCAACCGUUUGUUUGUGCUCUAACUAAGAGUUAAAUUUAAUACAAAAAGCUCAUCUACACACGUAAAAAUCUCACAACUUGUCAACAAGAUGUGUUCGCAACAGGCUUAUAGCAACCUUGUCAACAAGUUGUAACAAUGUAUUGACAAAUUGUUGAAUUGCAGGACGAUAACAACAUUACCCAUCCAUGGCUGUCUAUUAAAAUGUGGCCUUCUAAAGUCCAUAGGACGACAUAUGCCUGACAUCCGCUUGCACCAAAACAAAUGAGUCAUGAUCUAUGUUUUUCUAAUACUUCAUGUCUUCGUUUCAGUGACAGUCGCGCGAAAGGAUGGCGACUCUUCAUCAUUCUCUCCGCGUAUCUUCAAUGUUCUGACGUCCUCAGACCUUAUUUAGUUCGAUACCUGCAGACGAUUUCCAACGACCCGAAACGAGAAUUUCAUGGUAAGUUGUUUUAUAGUUGAGCAACGAAAAUCCUGUGCAUGUAUUUUGCUGCAGAGUACCUUUAUUGGAACGGAACAGAACGCAACUUAGACUGGAACCACACGUUUGAUAUAUCUUAUUUCGUCAGGUGCGGCUGCCACGGCUGAAAUGAACUUACUAAAAACUUUGAAAUAUGGAGGACGAAGAACAGAUCCCGGACCAGCAGAGAUGGAACAACUUGUGGUGCGUGUUUGUUUAUAUUACCAUUCACCUGAGGGCGAUUAUCACAAACCUUCCGUUACAUAUGUACAUGGAGUUAACGUGAAGAUGAAAUGUGGGAAUAGUUCUUACUUUUAAGUGAAUGUUUAUUGAAAAUCUCAAUAGUUAUUUUGUUGUUUUGUUUACAGCAAGGACGAAGCACCAAACGGCUACCUAUCUACUUACCAGGAGGAAUUACUAAAGUUUUGAAAGUCCAGACUUGUAGUGUAAGUUUAGCCUGUGGUAAAAGAUAGUAGAAUAAAAGUCUCACAACUUGUCAACAAGAUGUGUUCGCAACAGGCUUGUAGCAAGCUUGUCAACAACUUGUAUCAAUGCUGUUAUUUCAUCAAGUUGCUACAAGGUUGUCACUGACAACUUGUUGAAUUGCAGGACGAUAACAAGCUGUUGGAACAACUUGUAACAGGUCUAUUGAGCUCAACAACCUUGUAACAAGUUGUCAACAUGCUGGGAACAAGCAGUGCGAACACAUCCUGUUGACAAGUUGUUGGAACAGCAUUGGUAUAAUUCGUCUGCAAGUUCGUUACAAGUUGUUUCACAUGUGUAAUUUAAUAGUAGACAAUCAUACUCCUCUCGAACGACACCUUGUGAGUCUUAUAAAUAUUCACUUCGCUACAACAUUAACACAAUUUUGUUCAUUUAUUAGACUGGUUAUGAUGUCAUUAAAGAUCUGUGUUCAGAAAUGAAUGUCUCUGGUGAAGAUGAAUGUAAUGAGUUCGGUCUUUUCACUUUCUUGGAACGAGGUAGGACAUGGAGGCAAAUGAUUUUUGUUGUAAUUGAAUGUUGGUUGUAUGACAAAUUUAACAGUGAUGUUUAUGGAUAUGGAAACUUAUCCCACUUGACCAAAGGCCUUAGAAGACCAGUAAGGAUCUCUCUCAUCUAGCACAAGGUGAAAUCUCACCUAGCCGGGCUGACUCUUUCUCGUGUGAACACAAACUGAACUUUAUAUGCGUUAACAAGGAGUAUGCAUGACCGAUUCACUCUUUGGUUUCAGAGAAAUCAUUGGAACCACUUCGUGCAAAUGAGUACGUCAUGGACGUAAUCUCGAGAUUGGAUCGCAAGCGUAUCGACUAUCACAUGCAUUUCCGACGAGUUGUUUGGUUCAAGAGAUUCCGGUUUGAAAAUAAACAAUUGAUAGAUCUUCUCUUUAAUCAAAUCAGUCCGAAUGUCAGAUCAGGUGAUCUUCUGGGUGGUCAAUCGUUUGAUGUACAGCUGCAGAACGAAGCAUCUUUGUUGAAUGCAUUGGAUUAUCAUUUACAAGGAAAACGACAACAACCGAACUUGUAAGUUAUUCAAAACUAACCUUUGUUUAUGCUGGAUAAUUAUAUCCGUUCUAAACCAGUGAGGAUCAUCUCUUAUUGAUCCAGUGUUACUACAGGAGGAAACCUAAACUAAACUAACUUAUUUAUACUGGAUAGCUCUAUCAGUUCUAAACUGUUCUUCCUAGAGGUCCAUUAAGGAUCAUCUCUUAUUGAUCCAGUGUUACUACAGGAGGACACCUAAACUAAACUAAUUUUAUUUAUGCUUUUCCACAACGUUUAGGAAAGACGUUGCUGACUCGAUCCCACCAUGCAUUUCAAGGACUCUACGUCCACCGCAAUGGGUUGUUCUCAUUCAAGAUCAUUACAAAACCAUCAACCAUCUUUCUCCUGACGAAAGUAAAAAGAAGUAUUUAGGUAAGGUUAAUGAGAAUAAUUUCAAAAUAUUAGGAUGAAGGUAUUUCGUAGCGAAACACUAUUUACAAACAUUUGUAGGAACAAUAUCUUAGGAUUGCUUGCUUGCAUUAUUAUAACUAUUAUUAUCGUGUGAUAAAAGUUACGAAAUCUAAAUCUGUUUCUCUUUGACAUUCUGUAGAUAUCGUUAAAAAGUGGCGCUACUUUGGUUCGACAUUCUUCCGAAUAAGGGUGAGAAUUUAAACUCUACUUUCGGUGUUGUUUUGUAUCAUGGUGCUAUAAUAUAGUUCUUAUAAUAUAGUUCUAGGUGCAGACACCUUCAUUUCGAUUCCCAGUUAAUGUUUCAGGAUUCUUUCCGACAGUGAGUUGGUUUAAUUUCGAUAGAAACUAAGAUAGAUAAUACUCAUAUGUUCUUGUUUCAGCAUUGUACUCAUCCAAGAGUUGGCAGAGAAUGUACACUGGUCAUUAAUAGAGAGGGUGUUCACUUUUUGGACGUUCAAACCAAGGUAUUAUAGUUGUAUGUUUUUUUAUAAUAGAGAUCAAAUUAUUUAAUUCGCCUUGUACAUAUUACAGUGGCAGGGAAUCCGCAACAGCGUAAUUGCCAAUUACUGUAGACGGGGAGGGGGGCUGACACAGUAACAGGGUUUCAUUCCUGCAAUAUGCAUGCAGUUGUAAUUUUAGGAUCAGUACCAAGUCAAAAGAGUGCUCAUAGUUUCAUUCUACUAAGUACCACAGGUUUUCUUUAAUUGGGCACUCCGAUUUCUCCUUUAGUUGUACACUGGGCUAAUUAAAGAAAACUCUUAGUAGACCUGUAGGAAGAAUAGUUUAGAACUGAUAAGUUGUCCAGUAUAAAUAAAGUUAGUUUAUUUAAGUUUCCUCCUGUAGUAACACUGGAUCAGUAAGAGAUGAUCUUUACUGGACCUUUAGGGAGAACAGUUUAGAACUGAUAGAGGUAUCCAGUAUAAAUAAAGUUGGUUCAGUUUAGGUUUCCUCCUGUAGUAACACUGGAUCAGUAAGAGAUGAUCUUUACUGGACCUCUAGGGAGAACAGUUUAGGACUGAUAAAACUAUCCAGUAUAAAUAAAGUUAGUUUAGUUUAGGUUUUCUAAAUGGUAAUUUAUUGUUCCAGGAAACUCUACUAAGUUUCACGUACAAUGAGAUUAUUUCAACGCGAUUGCUGAUAUCUGGCGAACGAGGACGACAAUUCCUGGAUCUGAAAUGUGGAAAUUUGAUGGUGCAAAAGGUCACAAGAAUUGAAACGCAACUUGUGAGUACAUGCUUAUUAAUUUCUAGAAAACUUAAGGAUUAGGAUUGGAGAUAUAAUGGUAAGGAUGAGGCACAAAAUAUUUUGAAAAGCAAUAUUCAUUGAAAUUGAAUUUUUUUGUUUUAGGGUCGGGAUAUCGCAGAUCUUAUCGACAUGUAUUUCAAAUUUCACAACAAUGAAAAAAUGGUCCACCAACACAACGCGCAACAUAAUGCGCAAUUAUAAACUAAACGAUCACUUCCUGUCAGUUGCAAAUUUUUCUAAUUUGAUCAAACAUGCGCAGCCAACAGAAGGAAUAUAGGUACAUUUUGGCUGGACCGCAAUUUGUGCCUUUGGCUUAGGUUCCACAUCGAAGCAUCGUUCACAAAUGCCAAUGCAUGCUUGUUCAAUGAAUAAUGACACUGUUUGCACUUGUAUUAUUAUGUAGUAAUAUGUGAAUUGUAUAUUUGUCUUGCGCACCAUAUGAUAUGUUCAAUUUUUGACUGUGCUCAGUGUAUAGUCUAUAUCACGCAUAUCAACUAUACUUUUUAUCAAUCAUAAACGCUACUGUAGUAUAAUAGCAAGAAACAUAUUUUAAGUAAAUUUAAGUUAGCGCUAUUCAAAACACUCACUAAAAUUUAAAACUAAAACACGGUUCAAUCUUCAUAUAUACUAUUCAUUAAUUUCGUUUCAAAAUUAAAAGCUUGCCAACCUACAUGUAUGUAGCUUGAAAUUCCUAGUAAAAAUUGUUUUCUUUUAUAUGAGAUGUAAAUAUACAAAGGCCUUACAUUGCGCUGGGAAUUUGCCUUUAAAUAUAGCAUCAAAAUUGUACCAUAUAUCUAACCUAGCCCAGGCCUUCCCGCGUAACUGGAUCGGCCAUACAUCAUUAAUUUGCAUAAACUGCAAUACCUUUGAUAUCAUUCAGAAUUAAUACUUUUUCACGUGCAAAAACACGGCUCCGCGCCCGCUUGAAAGUCUACCAUGCUUUAUAGCACCAUGCACGUUUUGAACAUUAGGUUUAGUUUUAAAUAUUAUAUUUAAAUAUUCGUAUAGAUAAUUUGUAUUUAAAGUUUAAACAGUUGGAUGUAUUUAUAUGCUGUUAGUGGUAUUUAUUUCAAUGACCAUUGUAAGUCAUAUUUAAUACAAUUUAUGUAUAAAACAC
This is a messenger RNA of Paramuricea clavata, 29668 nucleotides long. The record is from the annotation of a GenBank genome assembly. NCBI's taxonomy places the organism in Eukaryota, Metazoa, Cnidaria, Anthozoa, Malacalcyonacea, Plexauridae.